CCUGGGCGGGGCUCCGGCGGUCAAGGGAGGCUGGCCCCAAAAGCUGCAUCGGCUGAGGCUCGGGGACUGUGGGGCGGACCAUGGCGGCGAACCUGAGCCGGAACGGGCCCGCGCUGCAAGAGGCCUACGUGCGGGUGGUCACCGAGAAGUCCCCGACCGACUGGGCUUUGUUUACCUACGAGGGCAAUAGCAAUGACAUUCGUGUGGCUGGCACAGGAGAAGGUGGUCUGGAGGAGCUGGUGGAAGAACUCAACAGUGGGAAGGUGAUGUAUGCCUUCUGCAGGGUGAAGGACCCCAACUCUGGCCUGCCCAAGUUUGUCCUCAUCAACUGGACAGGCGAGGGUGUGAAUGAUGUGCGGAAGGGAGCAUGCGCCAACCACGUCAGCACCAUGGCCAACUUCUUGAAGGGGGCCCAUGUGACCAUCAAUGCACGAGCAGAGGAGGAUGUGGAGCCUGAGUGUAUCAUGCAGAAGGUGGCCAAGGCCUCCGGGGCCAACUACAGCUUCCACAGGGAAAGCAGCCGCUUCCAGGAUGCAGGACCCCAGGCCCCAGUGGGUUCUGUGUACCAGAAGACCAAUGCCAUAUCUGAGAUCAAGAGAGUUGGAAAAGACAGCUUCUGGGCCAAAGCUGAGAAGGAGGAGGAGAACCGCCGGCUGGAGGAGAAGCGACGGGCUGAGGAGGAGCAGCGGCAGCUGGAAAAGGAACGCCGGGAGCGGGAGCUGCAGGAGGCUGCCCGCCGAGAGCAGCGCUACCAGGAGCAGCACAGAGAAACCAGCCCCUCAAGGACAGGUGAACAGCAGCAAGAAGUGGUUUCGAAGAACAGGGAGGAGCAGGUGUUUUCUGAUCAGCGGACUGCACACCCACGGGAGAUUUUCAAGCAGAAGGAGAGGGCCAUGUCUACCACCUCCAUCUCUAGUCCUCAGCCAGGCAAGCUGAGGAGCCCCUUCCUGCAGAAACAGCUCACCCAACCAGAGACCUCCUUUGGCAGAGAGCCAACUUCUGCUGUCUCAAGGCCCAGGGCAGAUGUCUGUGAGGAGCCAGCACCCAGCAUUCCUCCAAGUCUGGUGCAGGCAGAAGAGGAAGCCACGUACGAGGAGCCUCCGGAGCAAGAGGCCCUCUACGAGGAGCCCCCAAUGCAGGUCCAGCAGCAAGACACUGGCUCUGAGCACAUUGACCACUAUACACAGGGCCAGGGGCUUAGUGGGCAAGGGCUGUGUGCCCGGGCCUUGUACGACUACCAAGCAGCGGAUGACACUGAGAUCUCCUUUGAUCCUGAGAACCUCAUUACUGGCAUCGAGGUGAUCGACGAAGGCUGGUGGCGUGGCUAUGGACCCGAUGGCCACUUUGGCAUGUUCCCUGCCAACUACGUGGAGCUCAUUGAAUGAGGCUGAAGCCCAUCUUUCCCUUCCCCACCCAGAUGUGGCUUCCUUAUUGUUAAAAGAGAAGAUGCAAGAGUCAGUGUUUGGGACUUCCAAGAAUGGAACCACAAUGAGGAAAAGGCCUCAGGGCUCCUCUGGCUUGGGUGGUUCAGCCUCUGUCACCCCAGAUGCAGCAAUAACCCAGUGAUUCACAAACACACUUCCUGCAACUUCCCAGAUCCUUCCACUAGUGUGGCUCUUCACAUCUGUGGGACACUAAGCUAAGCCCCACCAUAGUGAGCCCCCAGGUAAUCUCUGCCUGAAAAGAGUAAGUACUGCUAAGCCAGGUCUCUGAGCAGGAGCAUCUGGAACAGCCUUCUGCAUUUGCCUUUUCUUUCUCUCUGGCUUCUAAAGGAUGGUGGCUGCAACUAUUUAGAAUGACCUUUGGGAACAGUGAAUUUAGAGAAUUGCUUUUAUCAGUCUGUGACCAAAGUCAGUGGACCAUAAUGAGUUUGACAGCAGGGAGUUAUUGUCUUACUGGAGCCUGCCUGGCCCCACUCCAUUUCGGUCCCUCUGUUUGGGCCUUGGGAAGUGGGGAUGGGAUGACCAAGCUCCCAUUUCUGGGUAUGUCAAAAAUCAAAGACACGAUGUAUCCUUGCUGUCUCCCUGUUUUCUAUCCCAGCCUGUGAGUCUGAAAAACAAAUCCAAGAAUUUCAGUUUGGUACCCAGGCUCCCAGCUCUGGUCUGACCUGCUGUAGCUUGCCACUCCUAUGUGGAAACAAACCCCAACCUGGAA
Molecule: messenger RNA, 2154 nt
Organism: Marmota monax (woodchuck)
Lineage: Eukaryota; Metazoa; Chordata; Mammalia; Rodentia; Sciuridae
Gene: Dbnl
Product: drebrin like
Exons: 13
Coding region: 81-1385 (434 amino acids)
Biological process (GO): positive regulation of axon extension; postsynaptic actin cytoskeleton organization; positive regulation of dendritic spine morphogenesis
Cellular component (GO): site of polarized growth; plasma membrane; lamellipodium
Molecular function (GO): actin filament binding
Source: RefSeq, a predicted model, not a curated record